Rotaria socialis is the source of this 1305-nucleotide messenger RNA. NCBI's taxonomy places the organism in Eukaryota, Metazoa, Rotifera, Eurotatoria, Philodinida, Philodinidae. The record is from the annotation of a GenBank genome assembly.
AUGAUGAUCAAUUCACCACCAUUACAUUCAAAUUCUAAUAAACGACUUCGUUUUUCAUUGCCUCGUACUAAAAAUAAUGAUGAUUUAUUAAUAAGUUCGACAUCAGAAAAAUUCGAGGAUAUAAACAAUAAUCACUAUCAAGAAGAGAACAAUUCUAUUGAUUGUAAUAAUACAAUAAAACAAGAAAUUUCAGUAUCAGAUAAUAAUAAUAAUAUUGAAAACGAUACAACUUUAUUGACAACAACAACAACGACAACAACAACAACUGUUGAGUUUAAAGUUAAAACAACAAAAACAUCAUCGCGUAAACGUAAAUCAAAUAUUAUUAAUGAUACAAAUAAUGACAAUAUUACUAAAGAACAAGCAAUCUCGAAGAAAAAGAAAAAUAAACGUAUGAAAAAGUCCGACGAUGAAUUAUUUAAUAAUAGCAACAAAAAAUCAAAAUCAAAAUCAAAAACUACGGACCAAGCAUCAUCUACUGAUGAAUCCUCAUUUGGUUCGUGUGAGCCAGGUACAAAUGUUGUUUUACAAGGAAUUGUUUGGAAUGAAACUGAUAAAGGUGUGCUUGUAGUCAAUAUUACUUGGCGAGGUAAAACAUACGUAGGCGCAUUAAUGAAUACAACCGAACAAAAUUGGGCUCCACCUCGAUAUAAAUCUGAUGUUCGUCCGAUAAAGCAAAAUCCUAAUCGUGAUCAUCAAUUACCGUCAACGUACGAAUCAAGUGAACGUAUAUUACGCAAUGGUAAACGACGAGGUUCAGCUACAACAGUAAUCGGUAAUGCAACAACGAAAAUGAAUUCAUUUAAAAUGCCUGAUGUUCCUCCAACUAAAACUGAUAAUCAAAUAAAAAUAGAUGUAACAGAAGAUGAAAUUAAUUCUAUAUCGGACGAUAAAUCUCACGUGAAAAAUCUACCUAAUCCUGACGACGAAGUAGCUGAUAGUUAUUCUUCAAGUCGAAGCAUAAGUCCAACGACUAGUGGCACAAGUACAACAUCAUCAAGUCCAUUACUAUCAAAUAACAUUGAAAAUCAAUCAGCAUCGUUACCGAUGGAUUUAUCGAAUUCAAAAAUAAAUGUUAAUAUUGAACAAAAUACAUCGAACUCAAUGGUGGUGCAACCAUAUCAUUUCAGUAACGAUAUGUUAUUUCCCUUGUCAACAACAUCGGACUAUUUUUCUUCAUUAGAAAAUUCGACAAAUCCAUUAGGUUUACCUUCGUUUAAUAAAUUAUCUCCAACAACAUCAUCGCCUUCAUCUUAUCAUUCAAUUCCAGCACAAAUCUAUUUAAAUUCAUCAUCGACAUUAUGA